This is a messenger RNA of Quercus lobata, 945 nucleotides long. RefSeq names its product MAP7 domain-containing protein 1-like. The transcript has 3 exons. NCBI's taxonomy places the organism in Eukaryota, Viridiplantae, Streptophyta, Magnoliopsida, Fagales, Fagaceae. The coding region runs from base 1 to 945 and encodes 314 amino acids. The record is from RefSeq and is a predicted model, not a curated record.
AUGGAGCUGAUAAAGAACCAGCCUGGGAAAAGUGCACUAGGGAGACUUGCACAGUCCCAGAUUCCUCCUCCUCCCACCAAGUCUCCUUCUCCUGCUCCUCACCAACCUCCUUACCAACCUCCUCAGCCGAUCAGAGCUGAAGCCGUUGAUUUGAAAAGACUGGAUGAGAUGUUCAAUAACUGUUACCAACAGUUAGAGGAUGAAAGGAAAAAACGGGCGUCUGCCGUACAAACUUUGACCAUAUCGGAGCAUAACCUGGCCGAGGCGAGGAAAAAAUUGACUGCUGAGGAGCAAGCUCGUCGUAGUACUGAUUCGGCCUUGGAAGGCGCACAAAGGCAAGUCGAGGAUCAGAGGAAGUGCCUACGCGAAGCAAAUGAAGAAUUGAAGGCUGCCAGGGAGCAAUUAGCAGCCCUUAAAAAGCAGCUGGAGGAAACCCAACGGCUAAAGGAUCAAGCUGAUAAAUCCAAGGAGGAGGCCGAGAAGGCAAAGGUUGAGGCCGAAAAGGCAAUGGACGUGGCCGAACAGAAAGGUUAUGACCUCGGGGAUAAAGCCCUUAACCGAGCUGGGGUUGAGGCUUCAUCUGAGUUGAGGAAGGCAGAGAAUGUGUUUUACCCUCCUGCAAUCCGAGCCUCGGAUCCUCCUUCCACUCAAGCCGAAGUGACUUCCAUAACUGCUGAUCCAAAUCCAGAAGUAUUGCUUCAGGAUCCUCCUCUUUCUAGCCAACCAGAACCAGCCAAAGAGACCAGUGCUUCCCAAGAAGCAUCCUUGGAUAAAGCUGCAGCCGUUCUGGAGGUGGAGGUAGCUUCUCAAGGUUUUCAGCAAGAUUUGGCCUCUACAGUCAUGCCAGCUGAAGGAGCUUCCAAGGACAAAGAAGGAAUAACUACCUCAAAGGCAGACAAACCGACCAACCAAACUUCCAAGCUUCAAAUUAAGCUUAAAAAAUAA